AUGGACCGACUCGGCGUACUGGAUCUCAAAGAUGAGAAAACAAACCCAAAGCGGCGCACCCAGAGUGGAUUUAGCCAAAGACGCCGACCACGUCAGAAGACUACAUUCUGCUGUUUCACUAUUGUGGAGGAAGAGAGCGGCGGAGAUCACCGCCCAGCAAGGCCAGUUCAAAAGCCCAUGCAGACUCGUCCAUCGCAGGCUUCUGCACCUUCUUCGCAAAACUUGCCGCAAACAGUACAGCGUCCUGUUUCCACCGCUGGGCGUCCACAAAGUGGGCGUUUGCCUUCGUCAGGACAGCAGGUGCCCGCCGCUGCGAAGCCCCAGUCUUUGUCAUCGUGGGUUCCCUCGACUCUCUCUCCACAGACAUCCGCUACGGUUCUCGCCGAACUGGCCAAGCCCAUAUCUGAUGCCGAUGAAGAGGGCUAUAUUUAUAUGUUCUGGGUCACACCCCCAACCACAUCGACGCGCGGCGACACGGACGCCUCGGUGCCGAGGGAUAUCGCCUCAUCUCUGGUUCCUGAACCAUCAACAAACGGCAACCUUCGACCACCAACCCAACCUCGCAGCGUCAGCGAUGCCCUUGACACCGCCCGAGACAUCAAUGCUUUGACGUCGAAUCCAACGGCUUCCACACCCGGCACGCUUCGCCUGAAAAUCGGACGCACAAGUAACGUGUCUCGCCGAAUGAAUGAAUGGAGACGCCAAUGCUCCUAUGAUCUUACCUUGAUCCGGUACUACCCUUACACGCCAUCCUCAUCAACGUCGUCUUCCCCGGCUAGGGUGUCACCAUCUAAGAAGGCGGCUCACAGCAAUGAUGCCAUAUUUGUACCGGGCAGGAAAGUUCCGCAUGUGCAUCGUGUAGAGCACCUGAUUCAUCUUGAGCUGGGAGAGAUUCGGAUGCGUGAUCUUGGUCGGUGUGCGGAGUGUGGUAAGGAACAUCGAGAGUGGUUUGAGAUUGCAGCCACGAAAGAAUCACUCAGAAUGGUUGAUGAAUGUAUCCGGCGAUGGAUCUCAUGGGGUGAAUCCGUGUAA
Molecule: messenger RNA, 1032 nt
Organism: Penicillium verhagenii
Lineage: Eukaryota; Fungi; Ascomycota; Eurotiomycetes; Eurotiales; Aspergillaceae
Exons: 1
Coding region: 1-1032 (343 amino acids)
Source: RefSeq, a predicted model, not a curated record